Camellia sinensis is the source of this 2277-nucleotide messenger RNA. The record is from RefSeq and is a predicted model, not a curated record. Lineage: Eukaryota; Viridiplantae; Streptophyta; Magnoliopsida; Ericales; Theaceae.
UGGUAGCGUUGGUAGCUACGCCUACGCGCACUGUGGAGCGCGCGAGCCUCGUUUCACUGAGAAUUGAAUUCGCGGUUGACGUGGAGCUGUGUCCGGCUCACACACAUACACACACACUCCCAUUCUCUUCGCAGCUUUUUUCUCAUCUACCUCCUCUUCCCUCAUGCACCAUUUCUUCACAAUUCGCUCACCUAAAAACCAACCCACGACAAUUUUCAGUUCAGUUUUGUUCUCUCCGGAUUUUGUCUUCCCUUUCCAUGGAUUCCCUCGAAUCAUCAACGCCCGCAUCGGAAAAUCCCUACACUCUGCUCUUCAAGGCCACCACGAUGAUACCCAUUUCGCAUUACGCAUUGGGUCUUUUGAUUGUCGGUGUUGUUUUUUUGUACAAUUUCUUGGAGUUCCAUUUCUUUGAAGAUCUUGUAUUCCGAGGAAGUCCGGUGACUCUGACGUACAAUUCUUGCUCCGAGAUUUAUCAAGGCGUUGCCUCCAAGUGUCGAAUUCUUCACGGAAGGUAUUUGACGACGCCGUGGCUCUCGAGUCCUCAUAUUCAGACUACUUUCUUGAAUUUCUUUGGAAGGCCUCCUGCUUUUUGCUACAGAAGACAGAUAUUUCAUACAUCAGAUGGCGGAACAAUUGCUUUGGAUUGGCUAAUGAGUUCCGAUGUUUCAGGAGAUGCUAUAUACAGGAAUAGUUCUAUUUCUAAAGAUGACACAACCCCUAUUAUGGUAGUGAUACCUGGUUUAACAAGUGAUUCUACUUCCCCCUACAUAAAGCAUAUUGCGUUCAAUACGGCGAAACGUGGAUGGAACGUUGUCGUUGGCAACCACAGAGGAUUGGGUGGCAUUUCUGUCACUUCCGAUUGCUUUUACAAUGCUGGUUGGACUGAGGAUACAAGGGAAGUUAUUCAUUAUCUCCAUCAUGAAUAUGCCAAGGCUCCCCUAUUUGCUGUUGGAACUAGUAUCGGUGCUAACAUUCUGAUCGGUGACAGGUUCAUAUCUCGCAGGCUUAUACAGAAGUUAUAUGACAGAGCUCUUACCAUUGGUCUUCAAGGUUACGCACAAUUACAUCAACCUCAAUAUACUCGCCUAGCUGAUUGGGACGGCAUUAAAAAGUCACGUUCUAUUCGAGAUUUUGACAACUAUGCCACAUGCCUUGUUGGAAAGUUUGAGACUGUGGAUACAUACUACAGACGUUGCAGCAGCUCUAGUUUUGUGGGACAUGUGUCAGUGCCGCUACUCUGUAUCAGUGCUUUGGAUGACCCAGUUUGUACCAAGGAGGCCAUUCCUUGGGAUGAGUGCAGAGCAAAUAAAAAUAUUGUCCUGGCUACAACAAAGCACGGUGGACAUCUGGCAUUUUUCGAAGGAUUAACAGCUACUAGUCUCUGGUGGGUAGGGGCAACUUUUGAAUUCCUCAGCAUCCUCCAUUGUAGUUCGUAUAUGCAUAUACAAAAUAAGACACAAAAUCCCGAACCGCAUUCUUCAUUUGAAUCUUCAAUCGAUCAGGGGCCAUAUCUUAACAUUACAGACGGAAUGGUGGCCGCAAUGGGCAAUGAUCUAGUGACAAAUGAUGUGGUAGAAGACUUACAAGAAGUGCAGAGGAGUCCUGAUCAAGAGACUGAUGAAGCGGUUUUAGAUUCAAAACAAGGCGAACUCAUUACUGAAGCAAAGCCCAGUCACACGGCCAACACGGGCCAGACAUCCAAACAAGCUGCCGGAGGAAUCAAGGAUGGCCUCUCUUUCGAUAUAACUAAUCCGAUUAGAAGAUGCUUAAACCACCUUUCUCGACAAAAUAGAACAUCUAUGUGGUUGCUCGGUUAUAUUGCCAUCGUAUCAACUUGGCCAUUGGUCGGAGCAGCUAUUCGAGCAGUGUUCAAUAAGAAGCUCAGAAGUGCAUUACCUGCAAAGUUACAGAGAGCAUAGAUCUUCAUGCUAGUAAAUCACAUCCAUAAUAUGCACAUGUAACUUGUGUGAUUUUCUAAAGAUAUUAAGGUUUGGGGAUAAUUGUCUAAAUCAGUUACCCUUAGAGUCUAGUCUGAUGGGCAAAGUGGUUAUUUUAAAAUUUAAAUAAUUUAAACUGUACAACUAAACACUCAUUUUUGUUACUCAUUAUUUUGAUAUGAGUGAAGAAGAUGGGUGUCUGGUUAUAUGCUUUAGGUCGUUUGAAUUGUAAAAUCAUAUUUUUGUCUGUCAUGUUAGGGAUAAUGAUUUAGGAAAUAAAAGAAAAAGGAAAGAGGUGGGAAAAGUGAAUAAAUCAGAAGUUUAUCUUUUUAUUUUCUCA